GUCGGCACUAGUCAGUCGCCUGCGCAACGCAUGACCAUUACGCAGUUAGCCUUCCGCAGCUAGCGCGCCCGGGCGUCUUGCAAGGCGCGUUCGAUCCAUUGUUUACAUCCUUUGUGCACCGCGAUGGAAACUCCGCGAUUUAACUUUUAAGUGUGUGAAAACAAACAUGGCAAGCGAACGAUCUGACUCGCAGUCAGCGUCCUCUUCGAUCAGUGAGGAUUCCCUCAAUAUAUCUUUUGAGGAUAUCAACUACACUGUCCGAACAGGAGUUCUGGCGGGAGGCCGCAAGACAAUAUUGCAAAAUGUGUGCGGUACAUUCAACGCAGGCGAGUUGACAGUUAUCAUGGGACAGUCCGGAGCGGGAAAAAGCACUCUCAUGGACAUCUUGGCCGGUUAUACGAAACCCACAAGGGGCCAAAUAUUCGUAAACGGGCGCAUCAGAAACGAGAACACGUUCAGACGACGAUCGUGUUACAUAUUACAAGACGAUAGAGUUCAAGAUAUGUUGACAAUUCAAGAGUCACUGAACAUAGCAGCUGAACUAAAACUAGGGAACCACAUUAGUAGUGAGCAGAAACGGAAACGGGUAAAUGAAAUCAUCGUGUCACUUGGUUUAAUGAGAGUACGUAACACAAGAGCAGGUGAUUUGUCAGGCGGUCAGAAAAAACGACUUGCUAUAGGCUUAGAGCUGAUCAGUGACCCGCCUGUCAUGUUCCUUGAUGAGCCUACAAGCGGCCUGGACAGUUCGAUAUCGAAGCAUCUAGUAUAUUUACUUCACCUUUUAGCGCGACAAGGAAGGACGUUGGUUGUGACCAUGCACCAGCCGUCUGCAGGACUGCUGCAGAUGGUAGACCGAAUGUACGCAAUGGUGGCAGGCAGGUGCGCGUACAUGGGUUCAGUGCCACAUCUGUUAACAUACUUAAGUCGAAAUGAUUUGAUGUGCCCACCGUAUCACAGUCCUGUAGACUUUCUCAUCGAAAUAUGUUUGGACAAUGCGGAAAAGCUUGUCAAAUGUUCACAAAAUGGAAGAAGUACAGAUUGGAUUACAAACGUAUCUGUUGAGACUGAUAGUAAUUUAAUAAGACAAAAUUCUAAUGUAAGUGCUUUUGACGACGUGUUCCUAACAUCUUUACCGACUCCUAGAGAAGACCAGACACGUAAGAUCCUGCUUAAACUAAAGAGUUCUUACUCCACAUCGUUUUGGAAGCAGUUCGUUACGCUCACGCGAAGAUCUCUUUUGACAAUAUGGCGGAGUCCCUGGUUUACUAUAAUGAUUACUGGGAUCCACUGCUCUAUGGCAUUAUUUAUCGGAUUCCUUUUCUACAACAUCGGAGAAGAUGCCAAAUACGUCAGAGACAACUUUAACUUUUUAUACUUUAGUCUUAUGUUCCUCAUGUUCACAGCAUUUAGCGCCGUUACAAUAACUUUCCCAGAACAAAUUCCUGUAGUCCGGCGGGAACAUUUCAACCGUUGGUACACCACGGGAGCGUACUACGCGUCGACGUUAGUGUCAACCCUCCCCACACAGACAGUGUGCACGCUAGCGUACGCUUGUAUAGUGUACUGGAUGACGGGACAACCGCCAGAGAUCGUCAGGUUUAUCACGUUCUGCGUGACAUUGAUACUAGUCUCAUACGUCGCUCUCUGCGUCGGCUUACUCAAUGGAUCGAUGUUUAAUGUUAAAAAUGGUGUAGUAUUUGGGCCUUUCUUCAUAAUGCCGUUCACAAUAUUCUCCGGGUUCUUCCUUCGCUACUGCGACGCACCAUUUUUCGUUCGCUGGAUGUUCCACAUAUCAUUUCUAAAGCACGGUCUCGUCGGGCUCGUUCUAGCGAUAUUCGGCAUGGACCGCCCCAACCUCCUCUGUUCACAACUCUAUUGUCACUACAAGUACCCCAAGCAAUUCUUACUAGAGAGUGACAUGUUAGACGAAAAAUAUGCCAUAGUCAUUAUAGCAUUGUUCGCUAUAAGUUUUGUUGUAAUGACGCUGUCGUAUAUAAUUUUGAGAAUUAGACUAAAAUGUAAAUGGUGAUGUGAUAUUAUGUUAGCAUUAAUUUUAUGGACAGAUUUAUUAUUGUGACAGUGACAUAUGUUAGAUAAGAAGUGAAUAUGAGUUAAUGGGUAGGUGAAUUCGCAUUUCUCUUUACAGUAAAUAGUACAAUGUUAAGAAAGUGGGCCAGUAAGAGUUCAGAAUGAAUGUAUGUCAUAAAAUAUGGAAUGACGAAGUGUUGUUUUCGAUUAUCGACCAUUAUCACAGGGCCUAAUCAACCCCUUCCUCCUCCUAAUCCCUUCUCAAUGGUCGACAUCGAUUCCAUAAUUCUGGAAAUUUGAUUAUUUAUAAGCAAUAACUCGACAUUAAAUAUUUGCCUGGAAAUAUUGCCUACAAAAUGUUUUAACGAUUACAAACAGUUCCAAACAUAAGUAAAGUUAGCUCUCUUCAAUAUUUUUUUUAUUAUAGUAUUCUGAUAGCCCAGCAUACAUAGACUGGUAUGUCGUAACUGCCAUAUAGGUAUAAUAUUUUGUACACGGUCCAAAACAUAGCUACAUGUAAAGUUUAUUUAAAGAGAAAAGGUAUUCUCAUUUAACAUUUUCUGUGAUUACCUCUAUGUUUAAUAGAAAAAUGUAGAAUAAUUUUGCAUAUAAGUAAACUCACUUUGUUUACAGUAAUUAUUUAAAUAUGUUUGUAUUCUGUAGAAGAGCAAAUAUUGCGUUAUAUUUUAAAGUUAUUGCAUUAUAAACAAUGAGUAUUGCAAUAUUAUGCUGCCUGAUUAUUGCGUGCUUAUGCACUCAUACUUGUAAGAAAAGGAAAAUGAACAACGAUUAUUUUCCAUAAAAAAUAUUAUUACAUUCCAAAAAACUCAGGAAUAAUAAUAGUGAAUUAUCUUAAUCAGUUAAGGCUCUCCUCCAAGCAAAACGGCGCGGUAACCGCACCGAUUUUCGAAGCUAUUUAUUUAAAAUUAAUUAUACAUACAGAGACAAAAUUAAACAUCGUAUUUCUGUAAUAUUUUAUGUUUACUUCGGUUGUUUCAAGUUCCUUAUACCGUGGUGUAUGGUUAACACAUAAUGAUAAUGUCAAUAAAAUUGUUGAUGCUGUGCAUCGCUUUCUAAAGGAGGUACAUAUUAUUGUAAUUUGUAACCAACACUAUUAGAUAGACAAUUUUAUAUUUACAACAAUACUUUGGUGUUUACAAAUUUUUAAAAACACCAAAUUUUUUUUUUUUUUCAUAAAAUAAUCUGUAUACUUAACACGUGCGCCGGAAUAUAUAGAACGAAAACUAAAAGUCGUUUGCUCUAGGGAGGGUCUUAACCACAUCACAAAUAUUAACACCGUUUAAAGAACAUAAAAGAAAUUUCACAAAUUAUUCUACUAUUAAAUAAGUAUGAAAUCUUUAAUAUCAUCAUUAUUGAUACUCAGUUCUUCAGAACUUGAUUAGUUUGUAUCAAUUUAGGAAUAAAUGUUUUUACAUUUUA
Messenger RNA from Manduca sexta (tobacco hornworm), 3468 nucleotides. RefSeq names its product ATP-binding cassette sub-family G member 1-like. The record is from RefSeq and is a predicted model, not a curated record. Gene Ontology annotation, cellular component: plasma membrane. Bases 167 to 2029 code for a protein of 620 amino acids. NCBI's taxonomy places the organism in Eukaryota, Metazoa, Arthropoda, Insecta, Lepidoptera, Sphingidae. Gene Ontology annotation, molecular function: ATP binding; ABC-type transporter activity; ATP hydrolysis activity. The transcript is spliced from 10 exons.